CCGUCAGUCCGUCACCACUCACCAUACUCGUUCACUCACCGACAAUGUCCACUCGCCGCCGAUGCGGCGGUGUAACCGAUGGCGCCGUGAACUCCACCACCAGUUCAUUAACUCACAAACUCCCUUCUGACCUGAGUCAAACCGAUCAUGUCUCCGUUGAACAAACCACAAGAAGUUGUAACGCUAACUCGUCGGAUAAAGUUCUCUCCCUUCACGAAAAGCUUGCGGCUUUACAAGUGAAAACGAAGAGAAUGACUUUAGAUUUAGAAAAAACAAAAGAGAUUAUUGAUUUGAAUAAUCUAGAUACAUCAAAAGUUAUACUUUCCGAUAUUCAAGCUAUCGUUAAUGUUAGUGCUGUUUUUUCCAAUAAUAGUAUUAGUAACAGUAAUGAUGAUAAUGUAUUUGAAGCUUUGAAGCCAAAUAGUUUGGUCAAUGAUAAAGAUUCAACAGUUGAUGAAAGUUCACUGGCAAUGGAGUUUCAUGGUGGUCCUUGUGAUGAUGAGAUUGAAGAAGAAGAAGGUUGGCGUCCAUGGAACAAUGAAAAGAAAGAGAACAAUAACAAAAAUUCAACAGCUAUUAUUGAGAUUGAAAAAGGGUUGGAAAAAGUUUCUGGUUGUUGUCGUUGUUGUAGACUUGAUAUAGAAAAUUAUUAUCCUUGGGCUGUGCUUAAUGAAAUAGAGGACAAAAUUGCUACUGCUGGUUGGUUUGUAUCUCAAAGGGAAGCUAUUCUUCUUGCUCAUGAUGAUGCUUCUUGUUCUUAUUAUUAUGAUAUUGCUAUUUCUCAGGAAAAAUCUGUAUACAAUCCCCCAGAUCCGAUAGCUUCAUCUAGUAUAUGGGGAGAUUGCUGGCUAAUUAGCGUUCAAGGUUUAGAUGGUUGUGCUGAAACAUUUGUAGUUGCUGCUUCAGCCGGCAAUACAACGAAUUCAGGAUUUUGUUCAUGGGAUUUUGACACUCAUGAAGUGAAAGGUAUCCAACUCGAGGUUGGAGCAACGAAUUCUGCUGGUUCUACCAUUUCCAAAGCUAGACAAUGGUGGUAUAAACCAUGUGGACCUCUCAUUAUCUCUACUUGCAGCUCACAAAAUGGUAUGAAAAUUUUUGAUAUUCGCGAUGGCAAGCAAGUGAUGAGGUGGGAGUUUGAGAAGCCUGUUGUUGCUAUGGAGUACUCUAGUCCUUUGCAGUGGAGAGACAAAGGGAAAGUAGUUGUAGCUGAAGCUGAAUCUAUUUCUUUGUGGGAUGUGAACUCACUCAGUACUCAACCUUUGGUAUAUGUUCCUUUUGAUGGUAAGAAAAUAUCUGCUCUCCAUGUGAAUAAUACUGAUGCAGAGCUGGAAGGAGGGGUCCGGAGAAGAGUAAGUUCGUCAGAAGCUGAAGGGAACGAUGGUGUGUUCUGCACCACAGAUUCUAUUAAUAUAUUGGACUUUCGCCAACCUUCUGGUGUUGGCCUUAAGAUACCAAAAGAUUGUAGUGUCAAUGUAGACUCUGUUUUCUCUCGUGGAGAUUCUGUCUACCUUGGGUAUACCAGGUCCACUCGGGUAAAAUUGAAACAGCCACUGAUACAACAAUUUUCAUUGCGCAAACAAGGACUGUUCUGCACUUAUGCUUUUCCUGCAAAACACGAUGCAGAACCAGCCGAUGCAAUCUCCCAAAUUUGGGUUAAUUCGGACAUUGUUAUGGGUGUUUGUGGCGUAGGACUCUAUGUGUUUGAUGCACUGAAUGAUGAUGCAUUAAGGGUUCCAAAUAAUGUUCAAUAUCAUAAGAAUAAAGUUCGCCGGUAUAAAGAGUUCUAUCGUGCUUCGUUUGAUUAUAUGGGAUCCCAUGCUCUUUUGAUAUCAAGAGAUAAACCAGCUAUGUGGAAGCAUGUAACAAUUUGACAGUAAUGCAUUUGUAGUAACUAACCAGAUACAUGAGUUAUAUAAUAUUGCAAAAACAAGAAUUUCCCUUCUAGGCUUAAGGAAAUAUGUUAGGUGUGGAUA
This is a messenger RNA of Trifolium pratense (red clover), 1973 nucleotides long. Its product is annotated as KIN14B-interacting protein At4g14310-like. The transcript has 3 exons. Gene Ontology annotation, molecular function: protein binding. The record is from RefSeq and is a predicted model, not a curated record. Bases 45 to 1871 code for a protein of 608 amino acids. NCBI's taxonomy places the organism in Eukaryota, Viridiplantae, Streptophyta, Magnoliopsida, Fabales, Fabaceae.